AUGGUGCCGGCGCCCGGGGGAGCCCUGCUCGCCGCCCUCCUCGCCCUCCUCGCCGCCGGGCUGGCCGCCGCGGGCAGCUCGAGAGCUCGUGGGCAGCUGAUGACUGUGAGCCAGCCUGGGGUGUGUCGCUAUGGUUCUAGGUUGGAUUGCUGUUACGGCUGGAAAAAGAACAACAAGGGCCACUGCGAAGCUAUCUGUGGACAUGGCUGCAAGUAUGGCGAGUGCAUGGGACCAAACAAAUGCAAAUGUUUCCCUGGAUUUACAGGGAAAACCUGUAAUCAAGAUCUGAACGAAUGUGGACUGAAACCACGUCCCUGUGAACACAGAUGUAUGAAUACCCAUGGCAGCUACAAGUGCUAUUGUCUCAAUGGGUACAUGCUUAUGGCAGAUGGCACAUGUGCAAUUUCUAGGACAUGUGCCAUGGUGAAUUGCCAAUACGGAUGUGAAGAAGUCAAAGGGGAGGUGCAGUGUCUUUGUCCAUCAGGUGGCCUUCAGCUGGGACCAAACGGAAGGACGUGCAUUGACAUUGAUGAAUGCUCCACUGGCAAAGCUGUCUGCUCUUACAACCGCAGAUGCGUCAACACGUUUGGAAGCUACUACUGCAAGUGCCAGCUUGGUUAUGAACUGAAAUAUGUCAGUGGCCGUUAUGACUGUGUAGAUGUAAAUGAAUGUGUGACAAAUACACACAGGUGUAACCUCCAUGCAGAGUGCCUCAACACCGAAGGAUCCUUCAAGUGCAAAUGUAAACAGGGCUACCGAGGAAGUGGAUACGACUGUGCUGUUAUCCCUGAAAAGUCAGUGAAGGAAAUUGCAAGAAUCCCUGGAACAGCUAAGGACACAAUUAAGAAACUUCUUGCACAUAAAAACAGUGUGAAAAAGCAUGAAACAAUCAAGAAUGCAAUCCCAGAAGCAGCCGUGACACCGUCUUCUAAGACCCACUUGCAGUUACUGGACUAUGAAGGUGGUAUUGAUCUUGGUGGGAGCUACAGUGAGGAAGAGAAAGAAACUGAAGUUACUGCAGAAGAGGAGGCAGAAGAGUCAGACGAAGAGGAGAAGGAAGAUUUUGAGAAUCAAAUUGACCAUGAGCAAAGCCUUAGAGGAGAUGUCUUUUUUCCUAAGGUGAAAGAAGCAGCUGCCUUCAGCCCUCUCCUGGCACAGAGGAAAGUUCCAGUGUCGAGACCAGAGCAAGAAGUUGAUUGCAGCUUCAGUCGAGGGGUCUGCGACUGGAAACAAGAUGCUGAUGAUGACUUUGACUGGAAUCCUGCUGAUCGAGAUAGAGGCGAUGGGUACUACAUGGCAGUUCCAGCUUUUGUGGGGCACAAGAAGGAUAUGGGGCGUCUAAAACUUCUCCUCACCGACCUCAAACCAAAGAGCAGCUACUGCUUGAUUUUCAGUUAUCGGCUUGCUGGCGAGAGAGUGGGGAAACUUCGAGUGUUCCUGGCAAACAAAAAAAGUGCGCCUGUCUGGGAGCAGAACAAAGGAAAAGAUGAAAGGUGGAGAACUGGAAAAAUAGAGAUAUUUCAGGGGGCUGAAACAACCAACAGUGUCACUUUUGAAUCAGAACGUGGGAAGGGCAAAACUGGAGAAAUUGGAGUGGACAAUGUUAUACUAAUUUCUGGUAUAUGCCCAGAAGAUACCUGAUAAUGGAUAUUUGAGUAUACUGGAUUUAAUCCCAUUUUUAAUAUUUACCUUACUAGUAGUGUAUUUUUGUAUCAUUUUCUUUAUAAAAAAACCAAAACCAUAAAAACUGUGCCUUGAACUGAAUGCAGCAAUGAAAAUAGAAAAACUGAC
This is a messenger RNA of Gymnogyps californianus (California condor), 1791 nucleotides long. It is a transcript of the gene EGFL6, whose product is annotated as EGF like domain multiple 6. NCBI's taxonomy places the organism in Eukaryota, Metazoa, Chordata, Aves, Accipitriformes, Cathartidae. The coding region runs from base 1 to 1641 and encodes 546 amino acids. The record is from RefSeq and is a predicted model, not a curated record. Gene Ontology annotation, cellular component: membrane. Gene Ontology annotation, molecular function: calcium ion binding. The transcript has 12 exons.